Molecule: messenger RNA, 3138 nt
Organism: Lachnellula hyalina
Lineage: Eukaryota; Fungi; Ascomycota; Leotiomycetes; Helotiales; Lachnaceae
Gene: mtr1
Product: Ribosome quality control complex subunit
Exons: 2
Coding region: 1-3138 (1045 amino acids)
Biological process (GO): rescue of stalled cytosolic ribosome; ribosome-associated ubiquitin-dependent protein catabolic process
Cellular component (GO): RQC complex
Molecular function (GO): tRNA binding; ribosomal large subunit binding
Source: RefSeq, a predicted model, not a curated record
AUGAAGCAAAGGUUCUCUUCAAUAGAUGUCAAAGUCAUUGCACAUGAGCUGGCAAAUGCCCUCACAACGCUACGAGUCUCCAAUAUCUACGACCUCUCCUCCAAAAUCUUCCUCGUCAAAUUCGCAAAGCCCGAGCACAAGCAGCAGAUCAUAAUAGACUCCGGUUUCCGAUGCCACCUCACAGAAUACUCUCGCGCAACCGCGGCCGAACCCUCGGAUUUCGUUAAGCGCUUGCGAAAGUACCUCAAGACGCGAAGAGUCACCUCCGUUUCCCAAGUCGGCACGGACCGAAUUAUCGAGUUCCAAUUUAGCGAUGGACAGUAUAAGCUGUUUUUGGAGUUCUAUGCGUCGGGCAAUGUUAUUCUUACGGAUAAGGAGCUGAAUAUAUUGGCACUGCUGAGGAUUGUGAAAGAGGGAGAGGCGCAGGAAGAGUUGAGGGUGGGGUUGAAAUAUUCGCUAGAGAAUAGGCAGAAUUAUGGGGGAAUCCCUCCUCUGACUGAUGAGCGGUUACGGAAAGGCUUGGAGAGGGCUGUAGAACGGGGAGAGGGCGAGCUAGUCGCAGGAAGGAAGGCAAAGAAGAAGGGUGCCGAUGCAUUGCGGAAGGCUUUGGCUGUUUCUAUCACAGAAUAUCCACCUAUGCUUGUCGAUCAUGCUAUGCAAAUCACUGGUUUUGAUUCUUCCCUUAAGCCCGCAGAGGUCUUACAAAGUGAGCCUCUCUUAGACCACUUAAUGCGGACCCUGCAAGAAGCUCAGAGGGUCGUUCAGGAGAUUACGAGCUCCGAAGUGUCAAAAGGUUACAUUCUAGCGAAGAAGAAAGACGGAUAUCAAGAAGGCUCUGAAGCAGAUGGUUCCCGUAAAGGGCUGAUCUAUGAUGAUUUCCAUCCAUUCCGACCUCGUCAGUUCGAAGGCGACGAGUCCAUAGUCUUCCUCGAAUUUGAAGGCUUCAACAAAACUGCCGAUGAAUUCUUCUCCUCAAUCGAAGGUCAGAAAUUGGAAUCUAAGCUUGAGGAAAGGGAGAAGACAGCCCAAAGGAAGAUUGAAGCUGCACGACAAGACCAAGCGAAGCGGUUAGGUGGCUUACAGGAAGUCCAGUCUCUCAAUGAGCGGAAAGCUGGAGCUCUUCAAGCCAAUGUGGAGAGAGUGCAAGAAGCUAUGGAUGCUGUUAAUGGUCUAAUCGGACAGGGUAUGGAUUGGGUGGAGAUCGGGAAGCUUGUUGAGAUUGAACAGAAACGCAAUAAUCCGGUUGCAUCGAUCAUCAAGUUGCCGUUGAAAUUACAUGAAAAUACCAUCUCAUUGCUGCUGGACGAGGAGCAGUUCGAUGAUGACGAUGAUCUCGAGUCUCAUUACGAGACGGACAGCGACGUUUCGGACAGUGAGGACGAGUCUCCCGAGAAGAAAGAGCCAAAACAGAAAGCCGCAGAGAGGCGGCUGACAAUUGAUAUCGAUCUUGCACUGUCGCCAUGGAGCAAUGCACGACAAUAUUACGACCAAAAACGAACUGCUGCCACGAAGGAAAUAAAAACAAUGGAGUCGUCUAGGAAAGCACUAAAGAGUCAAGAGGCGAGGAUAGCUCAGGAUCUGAAAAAGGGGCUGAAGCAAGAAAAGGCAAUCCUACGUCCAGUACGGAAACAAUUAUGGUUCGAGAAGUUCACAUGGUUUAUUUCGUCAGAUGGCUAUCUAGUUCUGGGUGGGAAGGACUCCCAACAAAGUGAGAUUCUUUACAAGAGGUAUUUGAAGAAAGGCGAUGUCUAUCUUAAUGCAGAUAUCCCGGGGGCGGCAUCAGUAAUCAUAAGGAACAAUCCGAAAACACCAGAUGCGCCAAUCCCACCCUCAACAUUAUCUCAGGCUGGAAGCUUGGUGGUAUCCUGCUCUAGUGCGUGGGAUUCGAAGGCUGGAAUGUCCGCCUUUUGGGCCAAUGCUGACCAGGUCUCGAAAUCAGCUCCUGGUGGAGAUUUCCUUCCAGUAGGGAGCUUCAAUGUCAGGGGGAAGAAGAAUUUCCUACCACCGGCUAUAUUGUUGCUUGGAUUCGGGGUCAUCUUUCAUAUCAGCGAGGCAAGCAAGGCGAGACACGUCAAGCACAGGGUUCAGGGUGUUGCAGAUACGCUUUCAGUAACUGAUGGACCAAAUGAGAACUUGGAUACAGACAGGGAGUCAGCUGUUCCUGAACUUGACGACGAUGAAGGCAGCGAGGACGACGAUGUUCAGGAAUCUGAUGAGGAGGUAGAGCAAGAACCACAGUUGAACCCACUCCAAACUCAACUUGCAACAGAAACCGUUAUCUCAGACGGCGAUGAGGAUCCUCUUACACAAGAGAUAGAGGAUCUCGAAAUUAAGGACUUGGACGCUCAUGAUGGAGACGACGCAGAGUCCAUUGCCGAAACCGAGAUGACCGAUAUUCCCACCCAAAACCCUAAAAACCCUCAGAAAAACGCACCUCCCCCUAAGCGGGGCAAAAAAGCCAAAGCCAAGAAAAUCGCCACUAAAUACAAAGACCAAGAUGAAGAAGACCGCCUCGCAGCCCAACAACUAAUUGGUGCCUCCACCGGCCAAGAAAAAGCACGUGCCGAAGCCGCAGCAAAAGCCACACGAGAAGCCGAACUCGCAUUCCAGAAAGAGCGACGAAGAGCUCAGCAUCAACGAACGCAGCAAGAAACAGCUGCGAAUGAAGAGAUGCGGAAAGCGAUGCUAGAGCAGGGUGCUAACGAACUCGACGACGGCGAGGAAGAUAAGAUGAAUAUCUUGGAUACGUUAGUCGGCAUGCCGCUCCGCGGCGAUGAGAUCCUGGAAGCCAUUCCUAUCUGUGCGCCAUGGGCUGCUCUAGGAACGUUUAAGUACAAAGCGAAGUUGCAGCCUGGGGCGCAGAAGAAGGGGAAGGCUGUCAAGGAGAUUGUGGCGAGGUGGGUGGCUGACGGGAAGGGGAAGGUGGAUGAGAAGAGUGAGGAUCGUGAGAGGGUUUGGCCGAGGGAGAUGGAAUUGUUAAAGGGGUGGAAGGUUGAGGAGGUUACAAAUACGGUGCCGGUUAGCAAGGUGAGGGUUAUGAUGGCUGGGGGAGCCCAGGCGGCGGCGGCGAAGGGUGGGCAGGGAGGGAAGAAGGGGAAUAAGGGGGGGAGUGGGAAGGGGAGUAAGAAAGGACGAUAG